AUGCCGUGUAUCGACCAAAGAGAUCUCAGCUUGCCAAACGGCACACCUGUUGACACUUCUAGCCCAGCCUCCUCCUCAUCUCUUCUCAACAGACUGCAGCUGGAUGAUGACUUGGAUGGGGAAACGAGAGACCUCUUUGUUACUGUUGAUGAUCCCAAAAAACAUGUAUGCACAAUGGAGACAUACAUCACAUACAGGGUUACAACAAAGACCACACGAGCAGAAUUUGAUUUGCCAGAAUAUUCUGUCCGCCGGCGAUAUCAAGACUUUGACUGGCUGAGGAACAAGUUGGAGGAGUCUCAGCCAACACACCUCAUUCCCCCUCUUCCGGAGAAAUUUGUGGUGAAGGGUGUUGUUGAUCGCUUUUCUGAAGAAUUUGUGGAGACCAGGAGGAAAGCAUUAGACAAAUUCCUGAAAAGAAUCACUGAUCAUCCAGUGCUUUCUUUUAAUGAGCACUUCAAUGUGUUUCUCACAGCCAAGGAUCUUAAUGCUUACAAAAAACAAGGAAUGGCAUUGCUGUCAAAGAUGGGGGAGUCUGUCAAAUAUGUCACAGGAGGCUACAAACUAAGAAGUCGUCCACUGGAGUUUGCAGCUAUUGGAGAAUAUCUAGAUACGUUUUCUCUAAAGCUUGGUACGAUUGACAGAAUAGCACAGCGGAUUAUCAAGGAACAGCUGGAAUACUUGGUGGAACUACGAGAAUAUGGACCUGUUUAUUCAACCUGGGGUGGGCUGGAGGUUGAACUGGCAGAGCCACUGGAAGGGGUAUCUGCCUGCAUUGGGAACUGCUGCACAGCCCUUGAAGAACUCAGUGAGGACAUGUCUGAAGACUUCCUGCCUGUGCUUAGGGAAUAUAUACUGUACUCGGAAUCGAUGAAGAAUGUGUUGAAGAAGAGAGACCAAGUUCAAGCAGAGUAUGAAGCAAAACUGGAAGCAGUAGCUUUGAAAAAAGAAGACCGUCCAAAGGUACCCACAGAUGUUGAGAAAUGUCAAGACCGAGUAGAGUGUUUCAAUGCUGACCUGAAAGCAGAUAUGGAGAGAUGGCAGAACAACAAGCGACAAGACUUUAGGCAACUACUCAUGGGGAUGGCGGAUAAAAACAUCCAGUACUACGAGAAGUGCCUUACAGCAUGGGAGUCGAUUAUACCACUGUUGCAAGACAAGCCAGAGACCAAAUAAGAAGUACCUUCAUGGACAGUCUAGAACCUUUGUGCUCAGUACCACUAGACAUACUGGAACUGUAUGAAGGACUCUCUUUUUUUUCUGUCAAGUUAACUGAAGUGCCAGCUGUGUUUAGGCUGGAACAGACCUUCUGAAAACUAUUUGAAUUUCUUCCUCAUUGUCUAUGUUUAAACUUGGGUAUGUUUCAUCUUUUUGAGUUACCUUGAGUGGUUCCUUCUCCAUCCUAUGGAGUGAUCCUGGGCUCAUAGUGAAAGUGCACAGGGAUCUCAAUAAAACUUACCUCUUUAGUCUGGAAGGAACUGAUGAGUGGAACACUAAAAAGAUGAAAAUAAACUCUACUGCAAGGUGCCAAAUGACAUCUUUAUUACCAUUCUGGGUUUUUUUUUUUUUUUUGCUUUAAAAAAGUUAUUCCCAUGAUGCAAUACUCCUUAACCACUCCUUAUCUGUUUUUUGGGUGGAGGCUGGAAAAGAAUAUUUUCUCUUUUGCUGCCACCUGUAUGGUCCUUGUAGAUAAAAUGACUUGUUUGGACUUUUUUGUGGGGGAGUUGGGUUGGUUCUAGAUAGAACAUACUGACACCACCUGCAGAAAGCUUGUGAUGCAAGCAUGAACUGUGGUUUUUGUGAAUGUGGCAUGUUGUUGGUUCAUACGGAAUAUCUUUGUUUACCUUGGUGAUUAUGAAGUAAUGUCAGUAGGCUGAAGUGUACUUGUGACUGACUUGGGGAUCAAAAUAGGGCCUAGGUGUGGGAGUGAGUUAAACAGCAGCCUCUCAAGGCUUCUGGGAAUGAUGGAAGCAAGGAUGAGUCUUUAUAUAUUUUUUUUUUCUAAAGCUAGCUCUGAAAGUUACAUUGCAGAAUAUUCCUGAUCCAUGUUUAAAUUUUUUUUCUGAAUUAGAGCCUCUUUGGGCUUGGUCACCGAAGGUGCCUGCUGUAGUGAAGAUUGAACUUUGCUUUCUCUCUCAAUUCUUUUGUAGCAGCCAAAAAGUGUCAAGUGCUUACUUACACCAAGCAUCAUCGCGUGUGUGAAACUUGCCUUAAACAAGGUCAGUGAGAUUUAGUAGGGGUAAUACCUUAUUUUUUCCCUGUAAGGUACAUAGAGUGUUCAUACCUGUCUGAGCCACAUGGCAAUUCUCUUGAGACUUCUUUUGGUACAGAUCUGUUUUCCUGUUAAGUUUUUGUUGAACUUAAAUGGAACUGUUUCUGUAAGUCCCUCCUCUCCCUUUAUCUUACAGCCCAGCCUCAGGUAACUGCCUCCGUGUUGUUAUUGGCCUUAGGUACCUUCUAGAGAAUGUAAUGCUGCCAUGAUGGAUGUGAGAUCCUUUUGAAUUUACAGCAUGCGGAUAAUUCUGGGCUAAUGCUUUUCAUCUGUAGGACGUGAGGAGAGAGUAACAUCAGGAUUUAGGGGAAUAAGUAGCUUUGAAUGGUUACUGCUAAACUUUUAAGUGAUUACUUGAUCUCUUGCGAAGUACCUGAGCGCGGUAGUUGGAAAUGUCCAACUCUUAUGUUAUCCGAUGAUGAUGUAUCAAAUACCACUUUGGAUUUUGUCCUUAAAUGCUAAAUAUGUCUGAAGCUCCCCUGCUCAGCUUGGAGGCGUUAUAGCAACUGUCAAGAUGAGUUGUUAUUGCAGUGUGGUGGCUGUCAGGCUAAUGUGGUGGUGCUCCCUGGGGGGGAGAAAUCAUGUUUAAGGCAUUUAAAGGGGUUUUCGUAUUUGCCUCAACUUACAUUUAGUUCCUCAACAGCUUUGGGGUACUAAACAGAAAUUACACUUUGUGGUUUAAGCUGCCAGUUUUUCAUACGCUUACUUGGUGUAACAUGGAACUCUGCUUUAGGUUGCUGUUAGGUGUAGACCAACCAACCACUCUUGCUAUUCAAAGGGAAUGCUUAAAGGGAUUAUCUGGAAACAGAAACCCAGUAUUUUCCUCUGUUCUUCUUCCCUUCUAAAAUAAAUUCUUGUAAAUGCAUAUUAUUAAUCUGAACACCUCAAGGUUACAGUCAGUAGACCAGCCAUGUUCUUAGCUCCAGUGCUCAUAAGAUACUGUUACCAAAGGGUAGUCCUGCCUUCCCUCUUUCCCACAAACUGAGAUCUUUAGGUUUUUUCUUAGGAAGCUUUUGUGACCUGAUUUCUUUCUGUGAAAUUGAAUUUCCCAGUUGACUCUGCAUCACUGAGAGUCAAGUGAAACUUAAUUUGAACUAAUAUUUAGACAUUGUUCCCUCUACGCCAUCAAAAAGGAGUGCAGGAUGAGUGGAAAAAAUGGUUGUUUUUUUUUUAACAGGUGAGUAGAUUGUCUGAUGCCUUACAAAUAUUUCAGCCUUAUUCUCCCUCAGCUAUGAGUCAAAACCGAAAUGGGUUGAGCUUCUGGGGAAGCUAGUACUGGACAGUGCAGCUGUAUGUGAGGAGCAUGAUGGGGAGUCCCAGGCUAAUUGCGGGGAGUCCCAAGCUAAAUUUAGGUCAACAAGCAACUAUUUCUGCUGGAGCUGCUGAAGCGCAGUUCACGUCUUCUGUAAUCUGAGACCACUAAUUCUGCAGUCUGACUCUUUAACUACUACUUGACCAAGUUAUGUUUUCAUCUCAGAUAAAUUCCUUUCUGGCAAAGCUGUUGAGAGGCAGGCAGACUUUUUUUGCCUGCUGAAGUAUGUGGCUCUGUGGCACCUACCAAGUUAAUCUGGAGGGAAGGCUGGAACAUUUACCUCAGGCUGUGGCCUCUAAUAGGAUUUUUUUGGAUGACUGGAAAAAGCAAAACCUCUCAAACCUCUUCAUGGGAAGUAAAACUUAACAUUAAAAAGAAGAGUCCUCGGCAAGAGUUGUAUGGAAGAGUGUGAAGCAGUGGGUCUCUUAGCCCCUAUGGGUACUGAGGAGUCUCCUUAUUUAAAAAAAAAAAAAAAAAAAAAGGCUCUGUAAACCACUGGAUUACAAGGUUGGGGGGAGAACCCUGACUUUGAGAUUUGGUACAGCAGGGCAGAGUGGGUAAGCUACAAACGGGCAAGAAACUCCUUUAAGAUAUAAAGGGUGCACUUAACCUCCCAGUAACAGCAUUAACUGAGGUCAGACUGAGCUGCUAGUGAACCUCUGAAACGCUGAUCUUGUAAUCCUUUGUUGUCUGUAUUUGAAGGGCCCAAAUGUUAAUGAUGAAAAGCAAAAGAUUUUGUGGAAGGGAAGUGGAGACAUGAGUAGUGCAGGAGCUUCAUCUUUGAGUAACUUGAGUGUGCUGUCACUUAGGGUCACCUUCUCUGCAUACAGUAAAAUGGCAUCAAAAGUAGUUGCCCUUCCUAUGAGCCUAUGUAAAAUACAGGUCCUUAAACACUUAAUGUAGCCCAAUCUUCUUUUUAAUCCACAGGCAGACCAAGUUUUAUCUCAAAGAAUGCAUAAUUCACUGCUGUCCUGGUUACUUGCAUGCUGUUUCUAGGAUUGUUUGUUUCUUCCUCAGUGGGUACUAGCACAAUAAAGCAAGCGCUAAGAUCCUGUUUUCAUGCUCAGUUAUGAACUGUGUUGUUCAUACAUACCACCUUCAGAUUCCGACUGUUGCAAUAAACGUAAAACAUUAAAACACCAUGAUGGUUUUUUCAGGUAUCCAUUGAAAAAUAAAAUGGUGUUAGGUGUAGCCUUUAAGGGCAUUAACUCCUCAAACAUGGGUUGCAUCAAAGAAUAAACUAAAGAUUCUUCCAUGCAGUCUGUUUUCGCUUUUUUUUUUGUCACAGCGACACUUGUGCUAGGGAUAGAGCAGUGGAACAAAUGAUAGAAAGGAGCAAAAGCAAAGUGAAGGUGCUGCAGAGGGCCUUGGAGGAGUGGCUGGGCCAGCCUGUGCAUGGUGUAUAUUGCCUCAGGUGUCAGUCCUGCAGACACCAACAUACGAAAAAAUUCCAGCCCCACAGGGACUGUUCCAUGUUUUAGUAACAGCCUUUUUUUGUUAAAACUUACUCAUUCCUCAAUAAAUUGUGCAUGUUUAAUGUUGCAGACUUUUAAAAUCUAAGAUACUGGUGCUUAUGACCACUGUGUGCAAAAUGUGGUAGGUAGACAUGAACUAAAGUAGCUCAGUAGAUGUUCAGCCUCCUUUAAGGUAAAACAGUCUGUCCCAUGAUAUAUAACCUUUUACUACACUAACCAAUGAGGGGCUUGCUAGUAUUGUUAAAAUACUUUUGACAAUAAAACUGGGGACUAUAGGAAUAAACUCCUUGUCUUUGGGGAUAUGAAGGUUGCAUUUAAACUUUUUUAGGGUGCUAUUUAACCAAUUUUUGAGGAAUCAAAUGGAUGUCUUUCCAUCUACAUCUGCCAAUUCUACACUUGGCGCAAUGGAGUAUUGUCAGUGUAUCUGAUGCACAGAAGCACUCUAUCAUGAGCUGGACUAGUCUUAAGGUUGCUUGGCUAAAGCGUAUUACUUGUCCAAAGAGUAAUGCACUUUCUGGGAAGGCUUAUAUUACUCUUGCGUAGAUGAGUUGCCAAAACUCUAAAAGCUAGGAGCUAUCUGAGCCUACUUUGAAGGCCUUGGUACUUUACACUUUGAAGCUAAACCACGUUGUUAACUCUGCUGCAGGUAUGCAUAUCCACACCUUCAGAUUUGUGUGCAGGGUUGGAGCCAGUGCCAUUUUCCCACCAGCCAAAGGGAUAGAUAUUUUUGUUACAGUAAUGAACAACCAGGGGUGUUUCUGUCUUUAGUAUAAGAAAAUAGUGCAGCUCCAUUCUUUUCUUCCCUACAUACCUGCAUCCAUCUGCCCUCGCUUAAGUUUUGGAGAGCUGUGCCAUGUGCAUGAAGGCAAGCUUGCUUUGACCAUGUUAGUGCCCAUUAUGUUCAAGACAUCAGUACUGAAGAUUGAAACGUUGCUUGCUCAUUGCAUAAGCUGUGUACUACUUUUGACCUGUGUAAAACCUGCUCACUGGAACGUGUUCACUUCACAUACUGCAGCCACCCUCAUACCAUUUAAAAACAAAAAUGCAAGCUGUGAAAAGACUUGUCUUUGUGUGAACUAGCAAGUAAAUGAUUAAAUGAUAUAAAAAUGGGAAUGAGGCUUUUGUUUCAUGUACUCAACUAAAUCUAACAACUAUACUCUUGUUCAGACUAGCAGGUUAUGAAAUGUUGUCUUGAUUUCUGGUGCUGGCAUGCUUCUAUUCCCUUUCAUGUAUCUCUGUAUAAAUAUACUUUGUGCAUUGUUUACUAUGGAACUAGUACUGAUGGAGAAAAACACUGAGGUAAAAUUGUUUGUAAUGCUCUAUUAGUGUGUACAUUUUUUUUUAAAAAAAUGCACCAUUUCUUUACCUCAAUUAAUUUAAUGGAAUGGACCAAUAAAUGUAUUAAA
Struthio camelus australis is the source of this 6465-nucleotide messenger RNA. NCBI's taxonomy places the organism in Eukaryota, Metazoa, Chordata, Aves, Struthioniformes, Struthionidae. The record is from RefSeq and is a predicted model, not a curated record.